Thunnus maccoyii (southern bluefin tuna) is the source of this 3362-nucleotide messenger RNA. RefSeq names its product fibroblast growth factor receptor 1b (gene fgfr1b). Gene Ontology annotation, biological process: protein phosphorylation; fibroblast growth factor receptor signaling pathway; multicellular organism development. The transcript is spliced from 18 exons. Lineage: Eukaryota; Metazoa; Chordata; Actinopteri; Scombriformes; Scombridae. Gene Ontology annotation, molecular function: fibroblast growth factor receptor activity; ATP binding; fibroblast growth factor binding. Gene Ontology annotation, cellular component: membrane; signaling receptor complex. Bases 1036 to 3156 code for a protein of 706 amino acids. The record is from RefSeq and is a predicted model, not a curated record.
AUGAAAUUUAAGACUUUUAAAUACCCUCUAAGGAAAUGCAAUGCUUUUAAAGACUUUUCAAGACUUGGAGAUAUUUUCUAUUUUUUAUUACCUUUUAUAUGUUUUUUUUCUCUUCUUGGCAUCACUGAUCUUCCAUAAACUGACCUGUACACAGUUGAUUUACUAAUCCCAAACCAACCUCACUGACCAAAUGAGAACUAAUCAAUAGUUAAGCUCUUCAGACCAUGCACAGCAGGAAUUUAAAGGAGAGGAAAUCCUUUCCCUUCCUGCUCCUGGAGGAAAAAAGAAGGGGGGGUGGAGGGGUGGAGGUAGCCGCUCCCGGGGGAGGGAGGUCCAUGCAUGAGGCCGGACUGCGCCAGUCGGAAAAUGGAGUCAAUGAAUCGGUGACACAGGGGUAUUAAUCGAGUGGGGGGUUAACUAGUGUGUAGGAGGAAACUCCCACUGUAGGCGUUUCUUCUGUGCGAGUGUACAUGGAGACAAUACCGUCAAUGAACUGCGCUUUUCCCACGUUUUCUCACCAGAGGAGAAGCGCUCGUUUGGAGUAACACCGCCGACGUUUUUUUUUUUUGAUGAGCCAAAGCGAAGCCGUUUGAACACGAUAAUAACUGAGCUACACGCUGUACAAGCUGUACAAGUUAAAAAAGUUCGCCUUGUGUUUUUUUUUUAAAUGAGGCCACAGAGAGAAAAGUUGUGUUCAGUGAGAGUCUUUUAAAUCCAGGUGUUGUUCAGCACCGCAGCUACAUCUGGAUUUACGCAAAGCUUUGAUUCUUCUACUCGGAUAUAACAUCUGGAGCAGCAAACACAGCUCAGAUGGAUGGGGCUGCUGCUGCUGGUGCUGCUGCUGCUGCUGCCGCUGCACAGGAGUUGGUGUGUUAGUAUGACAACAAUUCAGAGCUGCCAGCCUGCUGCAGAAUCUGGUGUGUAGGUGAAGUUUAACAGAGCGGGAAGAGGAGGAGGAGGAGGAGGAGAAGUGAGAGAGUUUGUUCCCAGGUCUGGAAGUCUCAGUAAGUUGAUGUAUUAGACAUCGAGGACAACAUGUCUUCCCCCCGCCGCUUCCUGCUGCUGCUGCUGCUGUUCUGGAUCCUGCUGGUUCAGUUUCCUCAGGCUCAGUCCAGACCGGCCACUGAGGACACAGACACUGACACAGCCGACGCGCUUAAAUCCUCUGAAGACGAAGAGGAUGAUGAGUCAUCCUCAGAGGAAAAUAAACUCUCCAACGAACUGUCAACAAGCAACGAAAAGCUCCAACCGUUGGCGCCUCAGUGGGUAGCGCCAGAGAAGAUGGAGAAGGAGCUCCACGCCGUUCCUGCCAGCAAGACUGUAAAGUUUCGGUGCCAAGCGACAGGAAACCCUGUUCCCUCCCUGCGCUGGUACAAGAACGGCAAAGAGUUCAGGAAAGACCAGAGAAUCGGAGGAUUCAAGAUCAGAGACCACAUGUGGACUCUCAUCAUGGAGUCGGUGGUUCCGUCUGAUAAAGGAAACUACACCUGUGUGGUGGAGAACGAAUACGGGAGCCUGAAACACACCUACCUGCUGGACGUCGUAGAGCGUUCUCCUCACAGACCCAUCCUGCAGGCGGGUCUGCCGGCCAAUCAAACGGCAGCCGUCGGCAGUAACGUGGAGUUUGUGUGUCGGGUGUUCAGCGACCCGCAGCCUCACAUCCAGUGGCUCAAACACAUCACGGUCAACGGCAGCAGAGAAGGACCGGACGGACUCCCGUACGUCCUCGUCCUCAAGACUGCAGGUUUGAACACGACGGAUAAAGAAAUGGAGGUUUUGACUCUGAGGAACGUGACGGUUGAUGAUUCGGGGGAGUACACCUGUCUGGCGGGAAACUCUAUCGGCGUGUCGUAUCACUCCGCCUGGCUCACCGUGGUCAACGACAUGCCUCCCGCCCCGCUGCCCUCGCAGACAUACCUGGAGAUCUUCAUCUACUGCUUGGGAUCUUUCAUCAUCGUCAUCCUCACCGCCACCGCCGUCGUCUGCAGACUCUGCUGCGCCCCGAAGAAGAGCGACUUCCACAGCCAGUUAGCGGUCCAGAAACUAGCUAAAAGCAUUCCUCUGAGGAGACAGGUGUCGGUCGAGUCGUCGUCAUCGCUGCAGUCGGGGAUGUGUUUGAUGCGUCAGUCUCGUCUCUCCAGCGCGGCCACAACCAUCCUGGCAGGAGUGUCGGAGUACGAACUCCCCUACGAUCCUCUCUGGGAGCUGCCGAGAGACAGGCUGACUCUGGGGAAGCCUCUGGGAGAAGGCUGCUUCGGUCAGGUGAUGCUCGCCGAAGCCGUCGGCAUCGACAAGAACAAACCGACACGACUCUCCAAGGUGGCAGUGAAGAUGCUGAAAGCGGACGCCACAGAGAAGGACCUGUCUGACCUGAUCUCUGAAAUGGAAAUGAUGAAGAUGAUCGGUAAACACAAGAACAUCAUCAACCUGCUGGGAGCCUGCACGCAGGACGGUCCUCUGUAUGUGGUGGUGGAAUACGCCUCUCAGGGGAAUCUGAGGGAGUACCUCCGCUCUCGUCGACCGGUCGGGUUGGAGUACUGGAGCGGCCCGAGGCAGGCCGCUCUGGGCAGUUUGGAGAUCAGAGAGCUGGUGUCUGCUGCGUACCAGGUGGCCAGAGGAAUGGCGUACCUGGCGUCGAAGAAGUGUAUUCACAGAGAUCUGGCAGCCAGGAACGUGCUGGUCACAGAAGAUAACGUGAUGAAGAUAGCUGACUUCGGUCUGGCCCGAGACAUCCACCACAUCGAUUACUACAAGAAGACCACUAAUGGUCGCCUGCCAGUGAAGUGGAUGGCGCCCGAAGCUUUAUUCGACCGCAUCUACACGCACCAAAGUGACGUGUGGUCGUUCGGAGUCUUGCUCUGGGAAAUCUUCACCCUCGGCGGGUCUCCGUACCCCGGCGUCCCGGUGGAGGAGCUCUUCAAGCUGCUGAAGGAGGGACACCGCAUGGAGAAACCCUCGGCGUGCACUCAGGAGCUGUACCUGAUGAUGAGAGACUGCUGGCACGCCGUCCCAUCUCGCAGACCAACUUUCCAACAGCUGGUAGAAGAUUUAGACCGCACGCUGUCUCUCAUGGCGAACCAGGAGUACCUGGACCUGGCCGUACCCCUGGUCCAGUAUUCGCCUGUCGGCUCGUCAGUCUCCACAUACUCAACAUAAGCGUCGGGGGACGUAUCUCUUCCUGGAUCACCUUCAUCUCCGUUUCCUCUGCUGCACGGGGCGGCGGCGGCUGCAGCAACGGCAGCAGCAGCAGCGGCGGCGGUCCCAGACGAGGAAGCUCAGAAAAGCUGCUUCGGUGUCGUCUAUCACAGCAGCCUGAUGUGAGGAACAGCUGGACUGAGACUCCCCCCCCACCCCCCCCCCAC